Scomber scombrus (Atlantic mackerel) is the source of this 888-nucleotide messenger RNA. RefSeq names its product rhodopsin-like. Lineage: Eukaryota; Metazoa; Chordata; Actinopteri; Scombriformes; Scombridae. Gene Ontology annotation, molecular function: G protein-coupled receptor activity. The coding region runs from base 1 to 888 and encodes 295 amino acids. The record is from RefSeq and is a predicted model, not a curated record. The transcript has a single exon. Gene Ontology annotation, cellular component: membrane. Gene Ontology annotation, biological process: G protein-coupled receptor signaling pathway.
AUGCCCAUUUCCAACAUAACAGACCCUGUGACUGGAGGAGUGCCUCUCUCGGUGGACUUCGACAGUCCUGAGGAUUAUUUUAUCUUUAUUUUCCAGAUCUUAUUCGCUACUGCUACUGUUCUCGUAGCUGGCACAGUAGUCAUUUGCAUCUUGGCCACAAAAGCGCUGCGCCUUCAAAAUAGGUUUAUUUUCAUGCUAAACACGAGUAUUUGUGACACGCUGGUUGGCUUUUCAGUGUAUUAUCUUGGUUUGUUUGAUGUUCAGGAGGGAUACCCUUCUAGAAAUGGAACUUAUAAUGUUUUGCCUUCAAUUCUAGGGGUCAAUAUAUUGACGUUUUUGUUCGCACAGUUUGACAGAUACUUAGCUGUGUGCCACCCAUUCAUCUACAGCCGCUUCAUCACACGGCAUGUUGUCAUAGGCAUUAACAUUUACUGCUGGAUUUACAGCUUUGCUCACUUGCUCGCCAGGAAUUUGUUGCCACUUUCUAAAUCGAUACAGCUGUACGUGUUCAGCAUCGUCUUCUUACAACUAAUUGUGCUCACCAAAGUGGUCAUGACUAUCAAACUGUAUGUUGUUGCCAGAUUCCAGGUUGCCAGAGACCCUCCCAGCGCAGACAAAGAAAGCAAGAAGGAAUCACUGAGAAUCAUUAUUUUUGUUGUCAUAAGUUUCUUGGUGUUGUGGGGCCCUUCUUUUGUUAAUAUCAUAAUCAGAUUUGUGGCAGGAGGAGGGCUGACAUUUAGGAAUGAAGCCACUAAUCUUUUCGCCAUCAUGGCUCGUUUCAACGCUGUGUGCACACCGUCAGUGUACCUGUGGGGCAGUCCGGCUCUGAGAGAAGCCACGGUGAAGACAGUGUGGGGCAGAGUGUGCCCGAGAUGUAAGAGGAGGUAA